UAUUUCUUUAUUUAUUUGUUGUGCAUGAAAGUUUACUGAGUUACCUUUAAUUUAAUAUGAUAAAUACAGAUGCAAAUUCAAAUACGAAAAUUACAUCACCUGCUUGUCUAAAUAUGCCUAACACUAUACAAGAGACAGAAUACGAGCAAAACGAUCUUCCUCAACGUAACUCUUCUCAUCUAACAACCCAUUCCAAUGAAACAGAUUUUACCCAACUAACUACUACUAAUUCAUCUAUUAAAACAAUGUUCAUUCCAACAUCAUCUUCAUCUAUUUCAUCAGACAGACAUAAGGAAGGUAUUAGGCGUCAGUAUGACCAAAAACCAGAAAAGAUUCCAGACGUUGCUGCUGAAAUGGAAAAAUGGUUUGCAAUUACAGAUAGGUGAAAAUUCAUUUAGCUUUGAAUUUACAUUGUACUCUUUUUUUUUUUUUUU
This is a messenger RNA of Cokeromyces recurvatus, 434 nucleotides long. RefSeq lists its product as uncharacterized. The annotation marks the transcript as partial. The transcript has a single exon. The record is from RefSeq and is a predicted model, not a curated record. NCBI's taxonomy places the organism in Eukaryota, Fungi, Mucoromycota, Mucoromycetes, Mucorales, Mucoraceae.